AUGCCAUCAGUUGAGCAGCUGGAACGCAUUGAUGUGCUUACCUAUCAGUUGGGACGUUACCCCUACGUGUGCAUGAGAAAUUCUAUGCCGAAGACGAAGCUAAAUGUGUGGGCACCAGGAGAAAGCGAUAAACCCAGCGGUGGCGCUAGCAAGACGCACGACUUGGCUCAAGAGGAGCAUGCGUAUUUGGCAGCGGCGGCGUUUCCUUCCCCUCAUAGACGACCCCUAAAAGGACUUGGCAGGAUGGGUGACUCGAUCGCCCUAUCACAGAACCCAAAGGCGAGAAUGCUAGAGGCUCUGCAGCUUCCACAACGACGCUUCGUGGCGUCUGAGGCUCCCACACCUACGCCAGCUCGCGAGGCGAUCACCGUAUCUAGCUCUUUGCAGCAGCCCGGGGUUCCUUUGUCUACGACGACAUCAUCGCCUAUUUUACCCACUCGACUGGUGCGGUUCAGGGUGAACCCCGAACCCAUGGAAGAUGUGAACUGCAUCCACCCCUUUACUCCUAUUGAAAGAGUUCGUGUCAUCCACAAGACAUGGCGGCGUCGACGCAAGAGGGAGCUGCAGCUGGAUGAGGAAUUGGAGGCAACCGCGUCCAUUGAGGUUUCGUCUGAUCUUAACCGUCUCCUAAAAAGCCCAUUCUGGGAUGAGGAAGCCGUGCUGUUCCGCUUUGGCAUGGGUGGCCAUGCUGCUCCGGAUGGCAUUCCCGGCUUUGAUGGUCUGUUUAGACAACACUGGAAGGACUUUUAUGUGACCGAGAUAGUAGUGGAUAUUACGUGCCCCUGCGGUGGACGACCAUUGUCGCGAGAUUAUUCCUUCGCUAUCCCACCACUGCCGUCCUUUCUGCUGCAUGGCGAGGACAGCAUUAAAGGAGACGCCGUGCUGCAGGAGGCACCCAAAUCCGAUGUGGCAUCGGACAUCACGACUGAGGGAGAAUGCACUGCGAGCAAGAAUAUGGCUCGUGAAUAUGAUAAAAGCUCUUUCCGGAUUGCAUCUGUUUCAUCUAACGUGAGUGCGGCGGUACUCAAUGGUGGCGACGCUCGCUUGGACCAAGAUGAGGCUUCCUUCUUCGAUGUCGAUGUGUCUGCAAGUAUAGAGGAGCAGCGAUGUGAUGCUCUUGGGUACCUGAAACGUAAUCCACCACAACGUUGCCCAGGAUCCGGUGUACAGGGCGAAGAAGAACGAUCUUGGUUGCUCCGUGAAGGUACGUUUGACCGUGUUUCAGCCAUUCCGGGUGAUGCAAUUAAGCAGUCGGUCCCUGAUGAUAAAACCUUCGAGGGAUAUAAAAAAGAGCUGGAACGGCUUGAAGAAAUAGAAACUGUGCUGCACCAACGCGAGCGGCGGCAUUCUGUAGGACACGAGAAACUCCCCCUAACUAUUGCAGCUGAUGCUUUGCAGAGUCAUACUUCGACAACUGGGUCUUCCACACCGUACUACUUGGAGUGCACGUUGCACAAGCAACACGUAGCGCACGGUACGGCCUUGGCUGCCAUUGCCCAGGUACUCCGAGUUCACCCGCGCACCAUCAGCGUCGCAGGAAUCAAAGACUACAUCGGCGACACGGUGCAGCGCGUACGCGUCGAGGGGGUCUCCCCGAGCUCCGCAUUGCAGGCGAACCGCAUUUUGCACCAAAAAGGUGUACACAUCACGUUAUCUGAUUUUUCGUACAAAACGACCCCGCUUCGAUCUGGUGAGUUGUUUGGGAAUCACUUCCGUAUUGUGCUACGCGACGUUGAAGCCCCUAGGGGUGCGAUACAGGAUGCUGUGAAUGCCUUCGUGACGCACGGUUUUCCAAACUACUACGGUUGCCAGAGGUUUUCGUGGUUUGCCGGCAAAGAGGACGCCGCUUUUGCGCUUCUCCGACACAACUGGCUUGGGUUUGCCUUUCGUUUUCUGAACUAUACCACGACUAGCCGCACCUUGCGGCAGCUGUUACAGCGAGAGAAGAAGUACCCUAACCCAGUUAUGGACGAAUACCGCCGGAACGUCGUGCGACGUCUUCGGCAGAUCGCUGUGGAACCUAAGGACCUCGACCAUGAGCCUUUUUUAUCCAUGCCGUGUCUUAGUGAACCUCAGACCAUGAACACCGCUGCUGAUUUGCUGAAUCAAAAGCAACAGCUUAUUAUAUGGCAGCUCCGCGAGGCCUACUUUGACCUUCAUCUACAGAGCCGCCGGCUGACCGCGCAGAGGCUGUCGAGUUACUUAUGGAACCAAGUUCUGACCCUUCGUCUGCAACGCUUCCCAUCGGACGCAGUGCUCGAUGGGGAUUUUGUGGUGCCUGCGAUGUACCGAAAUGUUUCAAGCAACGGCUGGGAUCGCGCGGAGUGUGUUUACCUUCAUCGUGACGUCGUGAACGCAACGAAUCGGCACCAGUACUCGAUUAAAGAUGUCGUGCAUCCCGGCUUCAGUUUUGACGGCAUUUCUCUACCGGAUAACGAGAUAGGUUCUUAUUACGCCCACGUUUGCGACCGGUAUCGCUUGGAUUGGAAUGCCAAACACUCCAAAUCCGGCCUUUGGGACUUCCGUGAGCCGCCACGGCCCAUCAUUCGACACCCCAUCGAGCUCUCUUUCACGCAUAACGUGGAGGCCCGGACCUUAACGCUCGAGUUCGCGCUGGAGCGGGGGUGCUACGCCAACGUCGCGAUCACGGAGCUGAUGAAACAGGCUCGUUGUGUGGGCGCGGAGGACCUCACGCUGCUUCCGGUCCCGGAGGACCUGUGGGAUCGACUGGGCGAUCCCGAUCCGGGCUACGUGACGGCCCUGCAGGAUGUCUACCCCGACUACGACGACGGGCACGGCACCGUCCACGACACGGAGACGAUCCCCGUCGACGCCGAGACCGAAACGAAGGUUUGGGACCUCCCAGGCCCCCUUUUCCUGCCCAAGGAAGAGGACCCCUACCGUAAGGCGCACCGGUGGGGCUCCCGGCACCUCCUGCGGAACAUGCGGCGACGCCUGCUGGAGGCCGAGGGUAUGAAGCGCCGACUCUUUGAAAAGCCCCUGGCUCGAAAGUUGGAGGAGGGGGAAAUCGCGCAGUACGCCGGUCAUACCGUUCCCAUGUCCCCCAACGCACCAAGCAAGCGAUUGUUUUUCAAAGUGUUGCGGCGGAACCGACGGUACGCCGGGGCCCCCAAAAUGACUCCACGCUUCGCGCGCAUGACUCAAACCCCGGGUCGUCGGAAGGCAUUACCGGCAUUCACGACCCUCAAUAAAGACUCGUGGAAUGUAACUUGGUAA
This is a messenger RNA of Phytomonas sp. EM1, 3237 nucleotides long. Lineage: Eukaryota; Euglenozoa; Kinetoplastea; Trypanosomatida; Trypanosomatidae. The record is from the annotation of a GenBank genome assembly.